This is a messenger RNA of Bradysia coprophila, 1803 nucleotides long. RefSeq lists its product as uncharacterized. The record is from RefSeq and is a predicted model, not a curated record. Gene Ontology annotation, biological process: small GTPase-mediated signal transduction. NCBI's taxonomy places the organism in Eukaryota, Metazoa, Arthropoda, Insecta, Diptera, Sciaridae. Gene Ontology annotation, molecular function: GTP binding; zinc ion binding; GTPase activity. Gene Ontology annotation, cellular component: nucleus.
AGCUGUUACAUCUACCGACUGUACUUUAUUUGCAAAAAUUACGUCGCGUAUUUAUCAUGUCCACACAUUUUAUUUGUAAAUUUUAAUUGCUGUACUAAUUAUUGCCAUCAACUUUUUGUAAUUUCUGUAGUUAUUGAUGUAAAUAAGUGCACAUCAGUUGAAAAGAAAGAAAAAGAAAUUGACGAAUGAGCAAUAUGUAUUCGCAAAAGACAUAUGGAUAUAAUAACUCAGACAUGGAUCUGUUUGACUUCCAUCAUGGGUAUUUUGGACGAAACGAUACUCAGAAUAAUUAUGCCAUCAACAUCGUUAAAUUCCAUGAAAUAAUCAACAAUUCCAUCGGUCUCAAGCAAUUGUGCAGAUUUUGCCUGAAACGAGCAAGCAAAAAGAUUGAUAAGGAAAACCUUGAAUCGUUCAGAAUGUUAACCAAUUCAAAGUUGGUUUGUAAGCCGGAAUAUCCGAAAUCGAUUUGUUCGCUUUGCGAAUCACAAUUGCAGUCAGCUUGUAAAUUACGUGUGUCAUUGCUUGAUAUGGAACGGUGCUGGUCGGAAUUUUUUCGUCAAGAUUACCGGGAUUUUAUAAGAAGCAUCAGCAUCUCAGAGGAGCAUAUCUAUGAUGAAAUUUUUCUUGAAAUCGAAUUUGACUCCAAUUAUAGUGAUACAUCAUCCAUUCGAUCGUUCGAACAACGACCAUUACUUGGCAAUAAAAAUGAUCAGAAACCGCUGUCCAAAAAGUCUUGCAUUGGAAAGCCUCGAAGCGUUCAAGCACUGACAAUGCCGGUCAUGGUUCAACGUGAUUGGAAUAAUCCGAAACGGUACUCGAUGUGUCAUCAACGUUCUAAUCACACAACAAUCACGAAAGAUAUGGAAACAUCGUUCACAACUGGAAAUCAAUAUACCGAAUCGUCACAUUAUUCGCAUCCAAUCGGAUACAUAUCAGAAGGUGGAAAGUUUAACGAACUCUCGACUGAGCGCAAUCAUGACACACUUUCGUUAUCUAAUGAAAGAGUCGACUAUUGUUUACCCGAAGAAAACAAACACGAUGAAUGGAAUGCAGGAUCUGAGGCGCACAAAAUAGAAAUUAAGUGCGUCGUUGUUGGCAAUGCCGCCGUUGGUAAGACCAGUUUGAUUCUUUCAUACUUGAAAAACAAAUUCGACGAUCAGCAUGUACCGACAGUAUCUGAUGUUUACAAAUUCGAUGUUGACGUAAAUGAACGAUUAGUUCGAGUAAUGCUCUAUGAUACUGCUGGUCAGGACGCUUUAGAUCCGUUGCGUCGUCUGUCAUACCCCGAUUGCAAUGUCUUUCUACUUUGCUUCUCAGUGGUCCAACCAGAAUCAUUUCAUGCAAUCAAACGUAAAUGGGCACCGACAUUUCGACACACCAACGCAUCGCUGCUGCUUGUCGGAACGCAGACCGAUUUACGAUCCAACUCAGAAACUAUUGCAGAGUUGAAGAAACAAAACUUACGUCCCGUUGCAUCGGAGGAAGCUCACAAGUUGGCUAGGUCAAUUCGAGCUAAGUAUAUGGAGACAUCGUCACGAAAUAAUGAUGGCGUUAAAGACGCCUUCGAUACAGCUAUCGAAAUUGCGAUAAAAAAGAUCAAAACACUGCCAGUGGAUAACGAAUCGCACACCGGUUGGCAAGAUUUUCUUUGCAUGUGCUGUGUCGGAUAGCCAAUAUUCAAUGUCAAUCUGCAGUCCCAAUAACUGACUUCAUCAUCAUCAUCACAAAUUUAACUCUUUUUUUUACAAUUUAUGACAAAUUUACCACACUUUUUUGGACAUCAUUAGACGUUCGACACGAAAA